Messenger RNA from Ooceraea biroi (clonal raider ant), 2315 nucleotides. RefSeq names its product N-alpha-acetyltransferase 60 (gene Naa60). Lineage: Eukaryota; Metazoa; Arthropoda; Insecta; Hymenoptera; Formicidae. Gene Ontology annotation, biological process: N-terminal peptidyl-methionine acetylation. The record is from RefSeq and is a predicted model, not a curated record. Gene Ontology annotation, molecular function: protein-N-terminal amino-acid acetyltransferase activity; histone acetyltransferase activity. Gene Ontology annotation, cellular component: Golgi membrane.
CGACUGACGUGACGGGUCCGUCGUCGCGCUCGCACCGUGAGGGGCGGUCGCUCGAUUGACAACACGAACAACGCACACGCGAAAAACAAUAUGUCCACGACGUACCGCCCGCGCCGUCUGUUUACCAACGGCGACCGCCUGUUUACGCGAUGACGCGACGUACGGCUCGAGCGCGCAAAUGAUAGCCCAUAAAAUGAGAAUAGGCAAGUUGUGGCGCGAUGGUCGUGUCCUUUAACCGGUAUCUACCGGUGAUCCUACCCGACAUCGAGGAGUGCGAGCCGAACGGUGCCGCAGUCGCUACCGAGAUCGCGCCGUCCGACAAUAAGCAGCGCGCUUCCUACACCAUUGAUGAAACCGUCGCGAGAAAUUGUUCCAACGCCGUCGGCGACAACGGCUCGACGGCAGCCUCGAACGUGGCGACGUCGUCAUCGGCUGUCACGGUGCCGUUAUGCGUUUUGGGUGAGGUGCAGCUGCGCUUCCUUUGCCCCGACGACCUGGAGGAGGUGCGCUCGCUCUGUCAAGACUGGUUUCCGAUAGAUUAUCCGUAUUCAUGGUACGAGGACAUCACGAGCUCGUCGAGGUUCUAUGCGCUUGCAGCGGUAUACGGUGGUGUAAUAAUAGGGCUGAUUGUCGCAGAGAUAAAGCCAUACGCUAUGUUAAACAAGGAGGAUCGUGGUAUCCUGUGCUCCAGUCUGGGAAAAAAUUGUCUAGUGGGUUACAUACUUAGCUUAGGGGUACGUCGCGCGUACAGGAGAAACGGGAUAGCCUCGCUGCUGCUGGAACAGUUAUUGGCCCAUGUCACCGCUCCUGAACGUUCCUCCGUAAAGGCAGUCUUCCUACAUGUGCUGUCCAGCAACGCUCCUGCUAUAUUAUUUUAUCAGAGGUGUCACUUCCGAUUGCAUAGCUUUCUUCCAUAUUACUACUCAAUCCGAGGGAAGUGUAAAGACGGGUUUACGUACGUUCUGUACGUCAACGGCGGACACGCACCGUGGGGUAUGUGGGACUGGAUGCGUCAUGUGAUCGGUGUGAUGACCAAUCUCAUACCGUGUCGAGUGCCACGCUGGAUCUGGCAACGUCUUCUGUGGACAACCACUAUUCUCUCCUAUCACAGAUGAUACAUUUUGUGAUUUAUUAUGUUCCAGUAUAUAUUCAUUUCUUCCUUGGAUCCCGAUGAGACUAUAAUCAUGUAAAGUGCCAUAAGUCAGUUAAUUUUAUAAUAGAUUUGCAUAGUUAGCCAUCACGUUCUGAUAUUCUGAUUUCUGAAGUACACAAUUGUGCUGAUGCAGAGACAAAAAAAUGAACAUUGAUUCAUUUCAAAAGUGAAUCAUUUAAUGUUCGGUUUUUUCAUAGUCAAUUGUAUAAUGCAAAUUUGCAUUUGUCUAAACUGUGGGAAGUGAGGCCUCAAGAGUAUUUUAGUGCAGCUUUUGUUACCACGAAUUGCUAGUUGUUGAAAACAUACCAUUAUUAUAAUAAUAUUGUAAUAGUUGAAAUAUCUAACUGCCAAAACUGCCUUGAUUAAGUUGAAAUAAUUUGCGCGUUAAUAUUUAACAUAACUUCCAUAAUGUUUAAAGAGACAUUUACACACACACACACACAUAGAUUUAAAUCUAUUUAUUCAUUUGAAUUGAAUCAUCAAACUUUGAUUGUUUUCCAAUAAAUGAUAAAAUAUAAGAUCAUAGAGAAUGAUUUUCAUUGUUGACGUUUGUAGAUAGUUUUAUAUUGCAUAAAAAAUUAAUGUAUACGUGAAAUGGAACCAGCAAUAUUCUGUAAGAAUAUUGAAAUCAUAUUUUCUAUUUCUCAAAAGUAAAAAUUAUUAGAUUAACUUUAAACAUAAAACUUGAAUUAUAGAAAGCUUUGGUUUUUUUAACAGAUAAAUUACACUUUAGAUCAAUUAGAAAUAUUAAUAUAAUUAAUAUUUCUUAUAACAAGUUAUCAUUAUUAUCCUAUAUUAUAAUAUGAAACAAUUAAUGUUAUAUAACUUUUGAGGGAGAAAAAUGAUAUUAGUGUUCUUCCAAAGCAUGUAUACAUAUAUGUAUAUCUAAAGAAAUUUAUUACAGGAAAUCAUUUAUUUUUAUCUCUACAAAAAUUGUUUAAGAUAAAAAUCUUAUUUCCCUUUUUACACAUGUUAACGACUUUAACUUUAGCUAUACAAAUAUUGAAGAAAUAAAUUUAAAAGCUAUGUGCAAAAAGUGAGAUCUGAAUGUGCAUGCACAAAUGACAUUUAUAUAUAAUGUAAAUAUAUAAAUAUAAAUUACAUUAAAAUAUAGUUGUAUAUAAUAGUGUAUUGAAAUUGUUUGUAAUAAAUUAACAUGUUA